Molecule: messenger RNA, 761 nt
Organism: Lacerta agilis (Sand lizard)
Lineage: Eukaryota; Metazoa; Chordata; Lepidosauria; Squamata; Lacertidae
Product: zinc finger protein 34-like
Exons: 6
Coding region: 45-761 (238 amino acids)
Biological process (GO): regulation of transcription by RNA polymerase II
Molecular function (GO): DNA-binding transcription factor activity, RNA polymerase II-specific; RNA polymerase II cis-regulatory region sequence-specific DNA binding
Source: RefSeq, a predicted model, not a curated record
UCCCCGUGCUGCCUCGAUUUCCCUCCUGGGAAGAAUCCGGAAGGAUGAAAGAGACGGAUCCUGCAAAGCUAGUGAGGAUGGAAGGGGGAAGAUGGACGGUUGACCUGGUCAGGUUGUCUCCUGCAUCCCUCCCCACAACCUCUGAGCGUUCCCUCCCAGGGACCUCCGAGAGAUCUGGACCCUGCAGCUUGUUUUGGCUUCUCGACUCCUCAGGAAGGAUGAAAGAGACGGAUCCUGCAAAGCUAGUGAGGAUGGAAGGGGGAAGAUGGACGGUUGACCUGGUCAGGUUGUCUCCUGCAUCCCUCCCCACAACCUCUGAGCGUUCCCUCCCAGGGACCUCCGAGAGAUCUGAUGGUGAUGAAUUGGAAGGGAAGAACAAGGGGGACCACAACAGAAUGCACAUAGUGGAGAAGUCAUAUAAAUAUUCAGAGUGUGGAGAGAACAUCUGUCAGAGCUACCACUCCACCUCACAUCAAGGAAAGAGCUUUGUUUGGAGGGAUAGAAUCUCUUCACAUGAAAGAACUACCGGUAACGGCGGAGAGAAAUUGUAUCAGUGCAGAGAAUGUGGGAAGAGCUUCCGUCACCGUCAGAGUCUCACUUGCCAUCGAAGAAUUCAUACAGGGGAGAAACCCUAUCAGUGCUUGGAAUGUGGAAAGAACUUCGAGGACUUCAGAGCCUUAAUGGACCAGACCUCUGGCCUGAAGAUGGAUAUUCCAUUUUAUAACUUGCUUGGGUACCUGGAGAAUAAAAAGAAAGUUUAA